AACGUAAUGCUUUACCUAGAAGUGGCACAGUAAAAACCUCGUAUAAUUCCUAUUUUGCUAUGUAUUGCGUUAAGAAACGUUAUCUUACAAAAGUUGAUUGCCCAUUUAAAGCCUUUCUUGAAUUAAUUAAACGUACAUAUCCGUUAAGAAGAGUAGACACAACACCCGCCAAAAUGCGGCCUAAUUCCGCUGAAAUCCCACAAUCCCGAGACGUCGCCGUACAAACGGAAUCGUCAUCUCCGUCCGUCCCUAGUCCACAAAUUCCAGUCGUCCAGUUCCAGCCAAAUCCAGCCGUCCCAUACCGAAAGAGGGGAAGAAGAAUCGAGUUUCCCGAAGUCGAAGUCUUCGAUGAUUCCGACUUCGAAUACUAGCUAGCUAAGGUUUACUUUUGUUUCUGGGGGAACGCUAGGGCCGACCACGAAAUUGACGCCUCCCAGUAAUAAGAUCAUUGUAUAAGGGGAAAUGGAUGAAUUGUUAAUUGCUCAUCAGUCAUUAGAUGACAUCAUCACUUCGUUUUAUCCGGAUAAUGUUGGGGACACCAGUGAUACAGUCAAUAUUAGGUCAUCCUUUAACAACUUGAACAGUAGCAGCCAGGCAGUGACAGACUUCUUGGAAUGCUUCUCGCGUCUGACUGCAUUGCGGGAAGAACUGGCAGUGAUGGAAGAAAAGUUAAAUUUUGCACAGCUUAACAAACUUUCUUCAAAUUUAAUACACCCAGCAGUUGUAGGUGAACACAUUUUAUGGUGCCAGGAAGCUGAGAAGCACUUGCGAACAAUUAUCGAGAACAAAGACUUGUUGAUUUAUCACUUGCAGCAGCCAUUCAUCACCAAUUAUUUGACUAUGCAUUAUCAGUAUCACAAAGAUUUGGUAACUUUAGUCGAGGAUCUCUCCGAUAUUCUGAACAAAACUGAAGUCCAUCUUCAACUGAUGGAGGACCAGGCACAAGACUCUGUGCUUCAGCGAGCAGACUCUGGUAUCAUCAAUAUAGUUCAGACUGUGACAGAACUGAAGACGACCCUAGAUAAUAUUGUCGCUCUUAAGAAGAUUAUACCAGGAAUAAUAGCUCAAAAGCAAGGUGAUAUCCCCAUCAAAUAGCAAGAGGAAGAGAGUAUAUUUUAACUAAUUUUACAAAUACGAUGCUACAUGUGUAAUAAUACAUCAACCAGGUAAUUCAUUGGCUAUAUAAAAUACAUUUCACAGGAUUGAAUUAAGAAAAAAUAGCUGCCAUUUAGUGUAAACACUAAAGCUUGGUAGGUGAUAAGUAAUUUUUACUCUAUCAUUCAUAAAUUACUGUUUUGUAUUCUACAAAGAUUGUAGUAUGUAUAUAAUUAAAUCAGUUUAUAGUACAUAUUUUUAUAGGAUUUGUAACAUUAGGUUUGUAAGGAAUUUUCACAAAAAUGUAUUGGGAAUUGUCCAGCAAGCAUCAUAUGUGUAGUUCUGAAACAUCCUCAUCAGCUUAUCAAAUGUUUCUAGUGUAUUCAUUCUCAAACAUUUGUGGAUGUGGUCUAUAAUCUUUUUACAUAUUUUCAAAAUUCCCAAGGCUUGGUUAAUGGGUAUUCUUGAUAAUUUCCCAAAGCACUUUGUAUUGAACCUGAUAUACAUAGUAGGAAAUGUGAUUGGAAAAUCACAUUUCCUACUACAUACAUCAAGUUCAAUACAAAGCGCCUCUCUCAUGUGAAGAUGCAAGGUCUUUAAAGGGUGUGAAUUUCAGAUCUCAUUGAUACCUGUCCUUCCUGCAUAAGAAUCCACUAGAAUUAAAGCUGUUUACAUCCUUUGCAUGUUGAUUUUUGCUUAUUUCACAUACAGGUCUUAAUUAGGUGGAAGUAAUGGCAAAAAGCUUCGCUUCACUUCCAUUUUUUGCUUUAAAAGUUAGUUUUUCCAUGAUGCACAUUUUUGUAACAGUAUACAAUGCAUUUUUUUAUUCAGAGUAAAUAUUUUUCAAAAGACA
Macrobrachium nipponense is the source of this 1948-nucleotide messenger RNA. RefSeq lists its product as uncharacterized. NCBI's taxonomy places the organism in Eukaryota, Metazoa, Arthropoda, Malacostraca, Decapoda, Palaemonidae. Gene Ontology annotation, cellular component: mitotic spindle microtubule; HAUS complex; centrosome. The transcript is spliced from 6 exons. The coding region runs from base 463 to 1095 and encodes 210 amino acids. Gene Ontology annotation, biological process: microtubule nucleation; centrosome cycle; spindle assembly. The record is from RefSeq and is a predicted model, not a curated record.